Molecule: messenger RNA, 1883 nt
Organism: Anoplophora glabripennis (Asian longhorned beetle)
Lineage: Eukaryota; Metazoa; Arthropoda; Insecta; Coleoptera; Cerambycidae
Product: ATP-dependent RNA helicase TDRD9-like
Exons: 10
Coding region: 69-1817 (582 amino acids)
Molecular function (GO): zinc ion binding; nucleic acid binding
Source: RefSeq, a predicted model, not a curated record
UCGCUGAAUUUGUAUCUUUCGAGAACCAAUCAGGUGUUAUUUCUGUAACUUUGGAUGGUGUUCAGAGAAUGAGUUUGUUAGUUCCUGGAAAGAUACCUUACGAGGUAUACGAAGCUCUAAGGAAGCGACAGUUAUCCUUUAUGUACGAGCCCUCAUCUGCUGACGUUGUUUGCGGGGCAGGAGAUAAAAAUGUUUUUCAAGAACCUACAGCUUCGCUGCCAAGCAAUGGUGGGAAGCGCUAUUCCAAAUCUAGAUCUAGUUCUUCACCUGCCGAAAACUAUAUAACACUACAAAUUUCUGAAUUUAUCGAUGCUGCUCAUUUUUGGGCACAUACUCAGAAAAGUAUGAGUUACCUGUCGGUAAUCAUUGACAUAUUAAAUGGUGACGAAUUGUGCCCUAUAACUACAUCAGAAAACUUACCCGAAAACAUAGAAUUAAAUCUAGACCAGUUCUAUGCCACCCGGUAUAAUAAAGAUAACUUGUUUUAUCGAUGCAAGGUAAUUGCAUACGAAAACGAUUGGGCUCUGGUAAUUUUCAUAGACUACGGUAACACGCAGCAAGUUACGCUACAAGAAAUUUACUACCUUCCUCACAUAUUUGAAUGCAACCUGCCUCCAUUAUCCAUGGAAUGCAUACUUCAGGGCAUCCGACCAUCUCCGAAAUGUAACCCGGCUGGAAUUUGGUCCGAAAGGAUCAGCAAUAUUUGUAAAAGACAGAUUAAUGGUGUUCUAUUAUAUGGGAAGAUCCAUUCAGUUGUUGAAGAUGUAGUUUACUUGGAGGUGUACAUAAAAAAGCCUCGUGGCCGGAAUGCCAAAUCUGUAAAUGAUUUUUUGAUAGAAAAAGGCUAUGCAGAACCCACGGAAGAAUAUGAAAAUAUGAAAAUGUUUGUUGAAGCUACGGUCGACCUUGGGGAGCUAGAUAUAGCUGAAAACUACAUAGGGUCCUCAUUGCGGGGUCCUUUCAGCCCUCUUGAAAUUAAAUUUCAUGGUUGCACCAAAAGCUUCCAUAAUAAAAUUGUCAAUUUGGAUAGUAAUUCUGUGAACACAAUUUUGCUCAAUAAUGAACCGGAAUCUUGUCAAACGAGGAUGCUGGCAGCCGCUAUUGUUACCGGGGUGGAGUGUAAUGGUUUGAAGCUCAAUCAGACCACACUUCUUCCUAAUAUCCCUGGCCUUCCCAUGAUCGUCACCCUCAUGUUCUGCCCUCAAAUGACAUUAAAAUUGAAUCAAGAUGGGACCAAAGUUGUUGCAAUCUUAUGCGGCUUUGGCUGCUGCGAAGCGACUGCUCAAUCUUCUUAUCCCGUCAGUGAUUUGACGUUGGCUUUGGAUACUGUGUUAGCUGAGGUGGAAAUUAAAAAGAUUAACAAGAUACGUUUUCACAUGAACGAAGCCAUGACCUUCAUGAGAGAUAUUUCGGAGGAACUGGCCACGGACCAUGAAAUUAUACGCAUCCAAAAUUGCAUUAAAACAGAGUUAAAAGAGUUGGUCAAUAUGCAGAGACUGGUGACCUCGAGAGAUGUCUGGAGCGAGAAUCAAAUCGCGGUAGAAAUCCUCGAGCCCGAUUUGUGUGGUGAUCCCGAAGAUAUUUGGCCUUUGUUGCAGUUUGUCCGGUUGAAUAAAUCCCAGGAUUUGAGCGGUAACAUAGCAAAGAAUCUCGAUGAUCUGGACCGAGCCGCUCGAGGUGAUGAGUCUACUGAAGGAUUGGAAUGCAAGUUGUGUCAGAAUCCUUUGGGAACGAGACGUGAGGUUAACAGACAUUUGAAGUCAGAACUGCACCAAAAAAAUGUCACAGAGUACUAUGAGAAAAAAUUUCAACUCUAAGCUCUUUUUGUAAAAAAUGUGUUUUGCUCUCUCCCUGUUAGUCGUUUUAUACUUUUAUAUGUUUGA